GGGACUUUAUCGAUUGCAAACUCAGACGCGUGCAAAGAUCUGGGCCUCUUACCGCUGACCGUAUUUGAGCCUAAUCAAGAUGGCGGAUCUUUAUGAACUCUGAGGUGUUUAGCUAACUUUGGUUUUUGUAAUUAUAAACGAUGGAGAGUUUCUCGAAACGAGUGCAGGCAUCACUACAAAAACCAUUAAAUCAGAAGUGUGAGGAGAUAAGCAGACUUAUCGAUGAUUCUUCAAUAAAGGAGCUGCAUAACUUUUUUCCUGACCUCCUUGGGAGUGUGUUUGGUUAUGAUGGGAAGCCAGACUGGGGGUUGAGGACCAUUCUACCUAACCACCGGGAGUUUGAGGUCCUGCGGCUAUUCCUAAGUCCCCAUGGUCCCCUAUUUAGACUUCUGGACAAGUUACAAGUGGAUGGACAUCUCAAAUAUGAAUUCUAUGUGCGACUACUGCCUCUCCCCACCCAGAAUUCUCUAUCAGAAGGAGUUAUUCCUCAUCUGUACCAAGACAAAAUGGCAGUUCCUGGAUCUAGCCGAUUGCCCAACACCAACGGCACUAUUCUACUCAAUGCUUUUGAAUACUACAUGUUUCACUUUUCCUAUUAUAUGAUUUAUCAACAAAGUAUUAAGGCUUUUGAUAGCAACUGGCUGAAUGGUGCUGAAUGCCCUUAUAUGGUCAUACUAGAAGACUACCUUAACUACUUUCUGCCCGCCAAGGGGCCUCUAGUCACCAGCCUUUUCUCCUCUUCAUCAAGCACAAACCUACCAAGAACCAAUGCAUGGCAAACAAGCAACCCUUAUUUACAGCAGUCACCAAUGACAAACACACAGUUUGCUGGUCUGCUUAAGACAUCAUCAACUCAAAUUACCCCUCCUGGAAAGGCACACACGGGAUAUGGCCACACCUCCAGAGAAACAACACAGUCCGAGAAAUUUCUUCAGAUUCUGACAGAGUUUUGGUUGAAUCAAAAUACUUUGGAUGGUGUUACAAGUAAUGUGCUUUCACAUGGCCAGCAAUACUUUCUGCCAGGGAUUGAUCUAGUACGUGUAGUACGUAUGCUGAUCAAGCAAGUUCAUUGUUUUGUAUACUCCUCUGGCAUAUACCCAUUGACUCAGCUGAUUACUAGCCAAGAUGAUGAAUUCAAAAGGAGCCUCAUCCCACAGAUGUUGCAGAAAAAACUUUACUGCUUUCUCCGUCACUGCUUCGCACACUGGCCUCUAGAUCCAUCAUUUAGAGUGGUUAUUGAAGCAUGGCUGAGCUACAUUCAACCAUGGCGAUAUGCCAACCAAGUUGGGCCGACGAGAGGAGAUCAACAAGGAGGGGAACCCUUCUCUCCUGAAUGGACUGUGUUUGUCCAUGAGAAUCUUCUGUUUUACACAUCACUGCUCCGAGAGUUUGUCCUAAGAGCCCUCAAGUUGGACUUGUUUUCAGUGAAAGAUGCAUUCGUCUUGCUAAGAGGCACAAAGGUUCUGUCACAGAGUAGUCUCCUAGAUGUAAUAGAGUCAGAUGAGAAGCUUCUGUUAAUCCCAUCAGGGGGAGGGAGGGGCACUUUGCGUGGCUCAUCAUCCAGUAUAGGUGUCAGCCUGGUAUCAUCUCUAAGAGCUCACAUAGCUGAACUCGAAGGCCCUUCUUACUCUUACACACCAGUCCUGCAGCAACCAGGUUUGAUCAAGAUCGGGGAGCUCCGUCACUUGGUGCAAAGCGUUCUUACCGAAGUACUAAGGCAGCAGUCAGGGGGGUACGGCAAUGGCCAAACCCCUACUAACCAGGGUGGGGUAGGUGGCUGGAUGAAGCAUAUCUUCUCCGGGGAUUUCCUCAACGAUGGCGCGGUAGCGCGAUCAGAGCAAGACAAACUCGUGUCUCACCUCAGACAGGCUUCGGACAACCUUGCCGCCAUAAUAUCCAUGGGUGGUGACGUCACUGAUGCUGAAGACGUGACCAUCCCAUGGUCCCAUGCGACCCCGCCGAGUGGGAGGCCGCUCAGCCGUGUUCCCAUGACCCCCAACAUGCCCGAGUGUAAGGAGACGGACUGGGGACUGGUGCUGACUGAAAGAGGCAAAUACCAGGUGAUCAUGGGAAUGCGACGACCGGAAGUAUUUUAUGCGGGCGACCCUGAACUUCAGCCAAUACGUAGCUACGAGAACGCAGCCCUUGUACGUGCUCUGUAUGCACUCUCAGCUCGACUGAACACGAAGCUCGGUGACACGCUACAGAACGUGUACAACCACCCAGGACUCCUCGGCAACCUCGCCUGCACAGUCUCGCCGGCAGUCAAGACUUCGCCUACCCGUAGUGCACUGGGAGCGUCGCCUAUAACCAGUCCCCGUCGCGGGCACCGGCCGCGUCUGAGCCUGCGAUACUUGGCCUCCUACCGCACCAUGUUCUACUUGUUUCUGCUGUACAUUGUUUGUUGGUUGUUGAACAUUGGCUCUCUUGGCACGUUCUUAGUAUUUGUUUUUGUCCUUCUCGGAUCUGUGAUAGCGCAUGUUGGGCCCGCUUACGAGAGACGUCAAACUCAAAGGAAAUCUCUGUGAGGAAGUGGUGGAGAACAGGGUAGUUUUACUUGUUACUGUCUGCAACGACCCCUUUUUGAAGUCGUGUUUGAAAACUCAGUGACAAAAUGAUACAAAACAAGCUAGCUUUACUUGUUGUAGUUUACAGCAACCACUUUUGAAGUCAAGUUUGGAAAUACUGUGACGGAAACAGGUAGGGGACAGGUGGCUUUGCUCGUAAUCUGAGUGGAAAUUCUCUCGCGAAUAAUGUAGUACAGAGCAUGGUGCCUUUUUUCCCCUUUUGUUAUCGGGUAUCACCAGCUACUAUUGCGACCAAAGGAAAAUUCUGAGGAAUAAGUACGUAGCGUAGCGAAAAUACUUGUUGCUAUCGGCUAGACCGGCCUAUUAAAAUAAAAGGAAAUCUCUUCAUUGGAAAUAUACGGACAAUUGUCCCAUGUGUCAUCGAAUUUAAUAAUAGCAAUCUGUCAAGCAUUUAAAGUAUUUAACAGCAGUAGAAGAAGAGACUGGCUUAGGAAAAACAGAAAACCGUUCUGGGCAGUUAUUGUGGAUAAAUGCCGUUAAAUAUUCAACUAUUGCUGUGUCAUAGAAACGACUUUGAAAAUACAAGGUAUAUAUUUCU
Molecule: messenger RNA, 3126 nt
Organism: Nematostella vectensis (starlet sea anemone)
Lineage: Eukaryota; Metazoa; Cnidaria; Anthozoa; Actiniaria; Edwardsiidae
Product: sphingomyelin phosphodiesterase 4
Exons: 17
Coding region: 141-2528 (795 amino acids)
Biological process (GO): sphingomyelin catabolic process; glycerophospholipid catabolic process; ceramide biosynthetic process
Molecular function (GO): sphingomyelin phosphodiesterase D activity
Source: RefSeq, a predicted model, not a curated record